AUGUAUAAUAUUUUUAUAUGCCUGUAUUUUAUUUUAAAUCUUCUUAACAUAUCAUCUACAACCGCCACCACCACAACGACAACACUAUCUCCUUUGAUUCUAUCAAAUCCUGUUCCAUUAAUAAAUAAUUUUCUUGUUUUUUCAUCUAAUUUGGAAACAAUUAUAAAAUUUGAUCCAAAUUACGGUUGGUUACUAAAUGAUGAAAAGAAAUUACGUCUCUAUAUAAGUGGUAUUAACCUUCAAAAUAGUUCGCUUGUAUUUUCAGCAUCACUUAAUAAAUGCACGUCGAGUCAUUUUAUAUCACCAGUUUAUUCUCUCUCAUCAUCAUCAUCAAUUAUUGAGUUAAAUAUUGAACUUCAAAGUUUAUCAAAAACUCGUCCACUUGCAUAUAUUUGUCUGUUAUCGCCAUCGGAUAUAUCGUUAUCUUUGUUAAAUAAUAAUACAGAAUCGUAUAAUGGAACACAAUUUGCAGGUGCUUAUUUUACGUUUUUAAGAGAAAAAAGUCGAUUGCCAUUUGCAGCUAAAAUAUGUUUAAUUCUUAUGUUGUUUAUUGUGUCAGGUUUCUUCAGCGGUCUAAAUUUAGGUUUAAUGUCAUUAAGUGUAAAUGAUUUGUGUUUAAUAGCUGAAUCAGAAGAUGCUUCACUUCGUUAUUAUGCUCGACGAGUUUUACCAUUAAGAAAACGUGGCAAUUAUUUAUUAUGUUCUAUUGUCUUAGCAAAUGUUUUGGUUAAUUCAUUAGGUACUGUCUUGCUCGAUUCACUUGUCCAUGGUCUAUUGACUGUUAUUCUUUCAACAAUAAUGAUUGUAUUAAUGGGUGAAAUCAUUCCUCAAGCUAUUUGUUCUCGUUAUGGAUUAUUUAUUGGUGCACAUACACAUGUUAUAACAUGGAUAUCGAUGAUUAUAACUGGAAUUAUUUCAUAUCCGUUAGGUUUUAUUCUUGAUAAAAUUCUCGGACAAGAAGUCACGGCUUCUUAUACGCGUGAUCAAAUAACUGUCCUGUUAACACGAGCCAAUGCAGAUAUUGAAAAGCCAGAACUUGAUGUUAUUACAGGUGUACUUUCAUUACGUAAGAAAACUGUCAAAGAUGCUAUGACAUGGUUGCCUGAUGUAGUUAUGCUUGAAAAAAAUCGUAAAACAGAUGCUGAACUAUUAAUGGAAGUUCAUAAACAUGGUUUUUCACGUAUACCAGUUUAUUCAAGUGAAAAAUCAAAUGUUAUUGGAAUUGUUAAAUUACGAGAUUUUGCUUUGAUUACUCCUGAACAAUAUCAAUUAACUGUUAAACAGCUAAUGGAAUUUCAUACUCAUCCAUAUGGUUAUACCAAAACAACAGAUUCAUUAUACAAUUUAAUGCAAGAAUUUCUUAAAUCACGAUGGCAUAUUGCUCUUGUACAAGAAUUACGCAAUGAAGAAGAUAAUGUAGAUCCAGUAUAUGUAACUGUUGGUGUUAUUACACUAGAAGAUGUUAUUGAAGAAAUGCUUCAAAGAGAAAUUAUUGAAGAAGCUGACUUCUUUACUGAUAAUCGUCGUAAAAUUCAACGUAAAAGAGCAAAAACAAUGGAUUAUACAGCAUUGGUCAAACGACCAGUAAAAGGUCCAUCAAUAAGUCCUCAAUUAAAAGUUGCUGUCUUUCAAUUUUUAAGUACAAAUGUUCAACAAUUUACAUCCGGUUUUAUUUCUCAUGAAAUUUUAAAAGUUCUUCUCAAUUAUAAUGUAUAUGCCAUGAUCAAAAGUCAAACUAAUCAAAAAUCACAUUCAAUUUAUUUAUAUAAGAAAGGUUUUCGUUAUGAAUUGUUUACAUUAGUUAUGCAAGGCAAUGCAACAUUAGAAUCUGGUGUUGAACAUAUUAUGUCAACAGUUGGACCAUUUUGUUGUUUUGCUGCAACAGCAUUAUUAGCUGAAAAUAAAACUGUAAAAGAUGUUCAUCACUUUCUUGAUGAUCUAUUUACAAUCGAUUCCAGCAACGAUAAUAAAACAAAUUUACUCGAUGAAAUUUCAUCAAUCUUUAUUCCGGAUUAUAAUUUAAUUGUCAAUAGUGAAUUACAAGUUUUACAAAUUCAUCGUCUCGUCUGGUUAGCUGCUGUUCGUGCAACACAACGGCAACGUGGAAAUGAUCAAUAUUAUAGACGUAUGCAACCCGAACUAUUAUUAUCAAAUUCACUCGAUGAAAUCUCAUCAAUAACUAGUGUACCAAUUGAUAAAACAAAUUUGACGGAUUUUCAACGCAUAUUUCUUAAUGAAAAAGAUUUAAGACGAACGGCUAACGGCAUUGAUCAUAGAAAUACUCAAACAUCUUCAUCGGUCUUUGAAGUUGUUCAUUCAAUAACAAUAGGUGAUACAAUGGAUAAAAUUGAAAAAAAUCAAGAACAAACUGUUAACAUCGAUGGAAGUAUUCAAUUUGAGCAACCAAAAUGUUCAUCAAAAACAAUCAUGUAUAAUCCACUUUUGUUAAGUAUACAGAGUUAUGAUGAAACAAUGGCAAAUGGAUCUUAUAAUGGAAAUUAUCAUAAUUUUAGUAACUUAACUAGUUUAAAAGAUGGUGGAUUUAAUUCAAGUAUGAAUAUUGAUAGAAUGUUUGAUGAUGCUCAAGAACAUAAAAUAGAUGAUAAACAAAUACAAGCAUUAUUAAUCAAUGAAGUUCAUCAUACAAAUCAUAUUUCAAAAAUUUAG
Rotaria socialis is the source of this 2667-nucleotide messenger RNA. The record is from the annotation of a GenBank genome assembly. NCBI's taxonomy places the organism in Eukaryota, Metazoa, Rotifera, Eurotatoria, Philodinida, Philodinidae.